AUGGGYGUCCGCAGCAUCCUCCUCCUCCGCCGGCUCCGCACCCGCACCUGCGGCCGCGCAGCCCCCGCGUCCUCGCUGAGCGCCCCGCGGCCCGCGGAGACCCUGCCCGGGCCCCCGAGCUGGCCCCUGAUGGGCAGCCUGCCCGACGUGCUCUGGAAGGGGGGGCUCAAGAGGCAGCAUGAGACCCUGGCUCAGUACCACCGGCGCUUCGGGAAGAUUUUCCGCAUGAAGCUGGGGGCGUUCGACUCGGUUCACAUCGCGUCUCCCUGCCUGCUGGAGGCUCUGUACCGCCGCGAGAGCGCCUGCCCGCAGCGCCUCGAGAUCAAGCCCUGGAAAGCMUAUCGCGACUAUCGCGACGAGGGCUACGGGCUGCUCAUCCUGGAAGGGGAGGACUGGCAGAGGGUGAGAAGCGCCUUUCAGAAGAAAUUAAUGAAGCCCAGGGAAGUUGUGAAACUGGACACGCCGAUCAAUGAGGUCCUGGAGGACUUUAUGUACAGAAUAGAUGAAAUCUGUGACCACAAUGGACAGAUGGAGGAYGUUUAUUCAGAAUUCAACAAAUGGUCAUUUGAAAGUAUCUGUUUGGUGCUGUAUGGGAAGAGGUUUGGCCUCCUGCAGGAGGACGUGGCAGAAGAAAGUCUGAACUUCAUCAAGGCUGUGAAAACGAUGAUGGCCACGUUYGGGAUGAUGAUGGUGACCCCCGUGGAGCUGCACAAGGGGCUGAACACCAAAGUCUGGCAAGCUCACACCAAAGCAUGGGACGAUAUCUUUAAAACAGCCAAGCAGUCCAUCGACAGCAGGCUGGAGAGGCACUCAGCCCGGCCCCAGGAGGAUUUUCUGUGUGAUAUUUACUCCGGGGGACGCCUGUCCAGGAAGGAGCUGUACGCUGCCAUCGCCGAGCUGCAGAUUGCUGGUGUGGAGACGACAGCCAACAGUUUGCUGUGGGCUCUGUACAACCUUUCCCGCAAUCCCCACGUCCAGGAGAAGCUUUUCCAKGAAAUCCAGAGUGUUCUGGCUCCUCAUGAAAACCCAAGUGCUGAAAGCCUGAAGGACAUGCCUUACCUAAAAGCCUGUCUGAAGGAAUCCAUGAGAUUAACCCCAUCAGUGCCUUUCACCACUCGCACCAUCGACUCGGAAAUGGUCCUGGGAAAUUACGUGCUGCCCAAGGGGACGGUGCUGAUGAUCAACAGCCACGCCCUGGGCUGCAGCGAGGARUAUUUCAGGGGUUGGGCAGCGUUCCGGCCGGAGCGGUGGCUGCAGCGCGGUUCCAUCCAUCCSUUCGCCCAUGUCCCGUUCGGCAUCGGCCGCAGGAUGUGCGUGGGGCGCCGGGUGGCCGAACUGCAGCUUCACCUGGCUCUUUGCUGGAUGCUCCGCAAAUACCGGGUGGUGGCCACGGACCAGGAGCCGGUGGCGACGCUGCAUUUGGGGACGCUGGUCCCCAGCCGGGAGCUGCCCAUCGCCUUCCUCCGGCGGGCAGCUUGAGGAAAUGAAGGAGAGCCCUGCUGCUGCCUCCUCUUCAGAGAGAGACCUGGAGAAUCAGAGCAGUGGAGGCUCCAGCAGCCAGGGGAGGAUUGCAGCACAUCCCUUGGACUGCCGAGCCAGGAACAGCACCAGGAAAAGCUCCCAGACUGUUCCACUGGGAAAAUGUGGUUAAAAGGAAAGAAAAACAUCGAGGGCAUCCAUAACCUGUGGAAAUGCAGGGAUUUGUGCAGCUCAGGGAUUGGAUGGGGUGAGGAGCUCUGAGGGUUUUGGGUGGGAGGUUGUGGCAGCUCCACAGCCCAGUUUGRGGAGAGCUGACUCCAGUUUGGGACCAGUCCCGGCUGAACUGGUGCUGCUGGAUCUGAGAGGGAGAGCUGGGGAAGUCAGAAAGAAACUGCCUUAGUCCUUCCCAAAUUACCAGUGUGUGGAUCAAACUGGGAAGGGAGCUGGGAGUCUGGAAUAGGGCUAAAAAUGGGGCUGGAAAAUCAGGAUAAUGAAAAAAAUGCAUUUCAAAAACAGGGAUGAAAAAUGGAGAUAAUGAAAGAAAAACAAAUUUCAAAAACAGGGCAGGAAAACCAGGAUAAUGAAAGAAAUACAUUUCAAAAACAGAGAUGGAAAAUGGAGAUAAUGAAAGAAAUGCAUUUCAAAAACAGGGCUGGAAAAGUGGGAUAAUGAAAAAAAAUGCAUUUCCUUGGCAUUCCUCGGUGCCUUACAGAAGGGAAAUAAGAACCAGGAUUUGUUGCUUUGAUCUGAACUGUUGCAGUCCCGCGCCUGGCAAAUCCUCUGCCCUUCCCCACAGAUUUCCAGGCCUCCAGCUCCUGCACAAACCAUUUUAUCCCACCUUUGUUGUAAAAAUUUCGUGGCCUUUCCUUGCAUGAGAAGGCCUAAUCCAGACAUGGAACCACUGGAAUCCUAUGGGUUCUGUGAAAUKAUGAUUAUCCUAAGAGGAUAGCUCCUUCACGGGAUGAGUAAAAUUCUGUAAAAUUCUGCUUCAGAGAGCAAUUUCCCCGGAAAUCAGGAUCCCAACCUUUUCAAAGGGAUCUAUUUCUCAUGGAGAUUGCAAUAGCUAAAGGUUCAAAUUGUCACUGCCCUGCAAUUCUGGAUUUUGGUUGUCAUGGUCACUAGUUUUAUACAUUUACAAUUUCAAGUACAGCUUUAUCUCUCUACAUAACACUGAGUUAAUUUUUUAUAUGCUGAAAUGAUACAAGUUCUUAGUGUUUGUUGAUGUUUCUUGUUUUUCAUUUGCUUGCUCUCCUCUGUUAUGC
Molecule: messenger RNA, 2741 nt
Organism: Malurus melanocephalus (red-backed fairy wren)
Lineage: Eukaryota; Metazoa; Chordata; Aves; Passeriformes; Maluridae
Product: 1,25-dihydroxyvitamin D(3) 24-hydroxylase, mitochondrial
Exons: 12
Coding region: 1-1479 (492 amino acids)
Biological process (GO): cellular response to peptide hormone stimulus; glucocorticoid biosynthetic process; cholesterol metabolic process
Cellular component (GO): mitochondrial inner membrane
Molecular function (GO): monooxygenase activity; heme binding; oxidoreductase activity, acting on paired donors, with incorporation or reduction of molecular oxygen
Source: RefSeq, a predicted model, not a curated record